CCAAGAAAAACUUAUUCAGAUCGAGAUAGUUUGUUUAGCUAGAAGAGAAUCAAGGGAUACUCUGAAUUGUUCACAUAUUAGGAUCAAGAUGGACGAAGGGAGCCCAGAGAUAGUGCCUGUAAACUCCCCAGCUUCAGACCCGGACCCGGAGCCUGAAUCUUCAGAAAGCGGUGAUGGUGAUGGUGAUGGCGCCCCUGAACCUCUCAGCAGGAAGCUGCCCAUCCCGUCCGCCGAGCUCAACCUGUACCGCGCCGCCGUUAUGAUCCGCGCCGUCCUCGUCGCCGCCUUCUUCCGGUACCGCGUCACCCACCCGGUGUCCGACGCCCCGGGGCUAUGGCAGGCCGCCGUCGCGUGCGAGCUCUGGCUCGCGUUCGCAUGGCUGGUCGCGCAGCUCCCGAAGCUCUCCCCGACCAACCGUGCGACGCACCUCGACCGUCUGGCAUCAAGGUACGAGAAGGACGGCGAGCCAUCGCGGCUGGCUGGCGUGGACGUCCUCGUGACAGCGGCGGACGCGGGGAGGGAGCCGCCCCUGGCGACGGCGAACACGGUGCUGUCGGUGCUCGCGGCGGACUACCCCGCGGGGAAGCUGGCCUGCUACGUCUCCGACGACGGCGCGGACAUGCUGGUUUUCGAGGCGCUGUUCGAGGCCGCGCGGUUCGCGCGGCGGUGGGUGCCCUUCUGCCGGCGGCACGGCGUGGAGCGGAGGGCCCCCGAGCUUUACUUCGCGCGCGGCGUGGACUACCUCAGGGACAGGGCCGCGCCGUCCUUCGUCAAGGAACGCCGCGCCAUGAAGAGGGAGUACGAGGAGUUCAAGGUGAGGAUGAACUACCUCGCCGCGAAGGCGCGGAAGGUGCCGGAGGACGGAUGGGCCAUGUCGGACGGCACGCCGUGGCCGGGAAACAACCCAAGAGACCAUCCUGCCAUGAUACAGGUUCUUCUGGGGCAUCCCGGCGAUCAGGACGCCGAGGGGCACGAGCUGCCCCGGCUCUUCUACGUGUCGCGGGAGAAGCGGCCGGGGUUCCAGCAUCACAAGAAAGCCGGUGCACUGAACGCCCUGCUCCGGGUGUCUGCUCUGCUGACGAACGGCGCGUACGUGCUCAACCUGUGCUACGACCACUGCGUCACCAACAGCUGCGCUCUGAGGGAGUCGAUGUGCUUCCUCAUGGAUCCUGAGGCCGGGAACAGGACGUGCUUCGUCCAGUUCCCUCUGCGCGUCGACGACGACAGCGACGACCGGCAGGCAAGCCGCCACUCCGUCUUCUUCGACAUCGACAUGAAGUGCUUGGACGGCAUCCAGGGCCCGGUGUACGUCGGCUCCGGCUGCUGCUUCAACAGGAAGGCGCUGUACGGGUUCGAUCCCGCGUUGGCUGAAGACGAUGAGGACGAGACGACGACCCGUUGGAGCUCGUGGUGCUUCAGAAAGGUGAAGGAGCGCGCGCUGAGGAGGACCAUGUCCACCGUGCCCCUGCUUGACUCGGAGGAAUCCGACGAGCAGACCGGAGCAGACAAUGCAAGAACAAGGCGGAGGCUGCGCUCCUACCGCGCCGCGCUGGAGCGGCACUUCGGCCAUUCGCCGGCGUUCAUCGCCUCGGCGUUCGCGGGGCAAGGGCGCUGCGGUGGCGGCGGCUCGGACCCCACGGACGUGGCUGCUGGAUCCCUCCUCAGGGAGGCCAUCCACGUCGUCAGCUGCUCGUACGAGGAGCGGACUAGGUGGGGCAAAGACGUUGGUUGGAUAUACGGCUCCGGCGGCGGCGACCUGGUCACGGGGUUUAGGAUGCACGCGCGCGGGUGGGAAUCGGCGUACUGCGCGCCGGCCCGGGCUGCGUUACGGAGCUUCUCACGUGCCAGCCCCACGGACCUCCUCGCCGGGGCGUCGCGUCGGGCGGUGGCGGCCAUGGGGGUCCUGCUGAGCCGCCAUUGCCCCGUCUGGGGCGGCGGGCGCUUGCGGAUCCUGCUGCGGCUGGGCUACGUGAGCUGCGUCGCCUACCCGCUAGCAUCCCUCCCGCUCACCGUCUACUGCGCGCUCCCCGCGGCCUGCCUCCUCACCGGCAAGUUCGUCUUCCCGGACGACGUGAGCUACUACGACGGGGUCCUUCUCAUCCUGCUCCUGUCCUCGGUGGUGGCCACGGUCGUGCUGGAGCUGCGGUGGAGCGGCGUGCCUCUGAGGGCGUGGUGGCGGGACCAGAAGCUCUGGGUGGUGACCGGCACGUCGGCGUGCCUCGCCGCCGUGUUCCAGGGGGUGCUCCGGGCGUGCACCGGGAUCGACGUCGGUUUCUCCACGGAGACGGUGAUCAGUUCGUCCCUGGAUGACGACGGCGGCGGUGAUUCCUCGGACGCGCGGAAGUCCGUGCGGUGGUCGAACCUGAUGGUGCCGCCGGCGAGCCUGCUGCUGGGCAACCUCGCCGGCGUGGUCGUGGCGGUGUCGUACGGGGUGGACCACGGGUACCAGUCGUGGGGCCCGAUCAUCGGGAAGCUGGCGCUCGCCGGGUGGGUGGUGGCUCACCUGCAGGGGUUCCUCAGGGGCCUCCUGGCGCGGCGGGACCGGGCGCCCACCAUCGCCGUGCUCUGGUCGGUGCUCUUCGUCUCCGUGCUCUCGCUGCUCUGGGUCAACGUCGACUCCUUCUCGGCGCUGCCGGCGCGGCCCACGUCACAGCAGACGGUCUUGUGAGAAAAAUUAAGAUGCAUCCCAAGC
Molecule: messenger RNA, 2692 nt
Organism: Phragmites australis (common reed)
Lineage: Eukaryota; Viridiplantae; Streptophyta; Magnoliopsida; Poales; Poaceae
Product: putative cellulose synthase A catalytic subunit 11 [UDP-forming]
Exons: 6
Coding region: 89-2668 (859 amino acids)
Biological process (GO): plant-type primary cell wall biogenesis; cellulose biosynthetic process
Cellular component (GO): trans-Golgi network; plasma membrane
Molecular function (GO): cellulose synthase (UDP-forming) activity
Source: RefSeq, a predicted model, not a curated record